Messenger RNA from Mytilinidion resinicola, 1017 nucleotides. RefSeq names its product zinc-binding oxidoreductase CipB. The transcript has a single exon. The coding region runs from base 1 to 1017 and encodes 338 amino acids. Lineage: Eukaryota; Fungi; Ascomycota; Dothideomycetes; Mytilinidiales; Mytilinidiaceae. The record is from RefSeq and is a predicted model, not a curated record. Gene Ontology annotation, molecular function: oxidoreductase activity, acting on NAD(P)H.
AUGGUAUCUAACACCGCCGCCUGGAUCACUGCCCUAUCCACUCCCUUCGAGGUCAAGCCCGCUAUCCUCGGAACCCCAGGAGAAAACCAGAUCCUCAUCAAAAACCACGCCAUCGCCAUCAACCCCAUCGACGGCAAGAUCCAAUACACAGCCUUAUAUCCGCUGACCUUCCCAACAAUCCUCGGAGAAGACGUUGCCGGCGAAGUCGUCGCCACCGGACCCAGCGUGACACGCUUCAAGAAAGGCGACCGCGUCGCCGGGUUCGCCGUUGGCGCGUCCACCAAACGCGAGCAGGAGAUGGCGUUCCAAUCCCAUACCAUCCUGCAGACCAACAUGGCCAGCCCGAUCCCGGACAACAUCCCGUUCGCGAACGCGGUCGUGCUUGGGCUCGGUCUUUCAACUGCCGCCGACGCGCUCUUCAAUCCUGAGUUCCUCGCCCUCCAACUCCCGACCGCGCCGGCGCAGAAGGCCACCGGCAAGACGCUGUUGGUGUGGGGGGGCGCGUCGAGCGUUGGCAGCAAUGCGAUCCAGCUCGCGGUCGCGGCCGGCUACGAGGUUAUCACGACCGCGUCGCCGAAGAACUUCGAGUACGUCAAGAGGCUUGGAGCAGGCUCUGCUUUCGACUACAACAGCCCUACUGUCAUAACCGAUCUCGUAGACGCCUUCAGGGGCAGAUCCUCAGUCGGGGCUUUCGACGCCAUUGGCGCCGUUGCGUGGGCGCCCACGCUCGAAGUGGUUCGAAAUACGGACGGCGUCAAGGUCGUCGCUACUGUGGCCUGGGGAUUCCCGGAUCCCCCGGGCGGGAUAGUGAUGAAAAAGGUGUUUGCGCCCUCGUGCAAGGACAAUCAUGUUGGCAAGGCGGUGUGGGAGGAUUUCUUACCGGCGGCGCUGGAGGCUGGGUCGUUCGUUCCGGCGCCAGAGCCGUUGGUUGCGGGGAGGGGACUGGAGAGUUUGCAAGGAGCUGUAGAUAUGGUACGCAGGGGAGUUUCGGCUCGCAAGGUUGUGGUGUUGCUUUGA